Molecule: messenger RNA, 9884 nt
Organism: Syngnathus typhle (broad-nosed pipefish)
Lineage: Eukaryota; Metazoa; Chordata; Actinopteri; Syngnathiformes; Syngnathidae
Gene: kat6a
Product: K(lysine) acetyltransferase 6A
Exons: 18
Coding region: 827-7717 (2296 amino acids)
Biological process (GO): regulation of DNA-templated transcription; nucleosome assembly
Cellular component (GO): nucleosome; MOZ/MORF histone acetyltransferase complex
Molecular function (GO): histone acetyltransferase activity; DNA binding
Source: RefSeq, a predicted model, not a curated record
UUCAGUGUUACCCCUCCCCCACCGCCGUGCUCCGUUUCACUCAAAGAUGGCGUCGGCUCGAGAGCCUCUGGUCUCUGGCUGCGUUUUCAGGCUUGUUGUUGUCUCCGUUCUGCGCGGUUUUGGAACCCUUCCCCCGGCGGAUCGACACGGAAUUCCGGGUGGUGCUGCCAAAGUGCAAUAGACAUGAGGGUGAUCAGCCCAAUCUACUCCGUCCUGGUGUUGAGAAGCCCAGACUGCUGGAGUUGAAAAACAGUGAAAGGAAAAAAGGAUAAGAGGGGGCAAGAUAUCGUGGAGGCAAGGGAAUUGAAAGAACUACAAUACAUCACAAACACCCACAUAGACGUUUGUCAAUCUAACAUGAAAACACAUGUCUUGGGGAACAUGGCCAAUUUUUCUAACUCACAAUGACAGUUUGGUUACCUUACCAGUGACUGUAAACUAACUGGUUAGUUGCGAUUACAGCCUUAUUAUAUUGUUCUUUUUUUGUUUGUUUGUUUGUUUGUUACAUUUUGUUGAAGAAAACUUCUCCUACAUUAAUACCAGCCUCUGGUACAAGUGGGUGGGCCUGAUUUUACUGGGUGGUUGGUUUUGGGGCUUGUGCUAUGGUCAGCUGCUUACUACCGCGUUGUGGAUACGCGACUUCAGCGGGAGUCUCUGUGCGGCCCCAGGACAAGGGAUAGUAAACUGCGGAGAAAAAAGCACGAGACGCAAAGGAGUGGGCGCCGCUUCGGCGCAGGCCAGGUGUCUUUGGCUCGUAGUUCACAUUUUUUUUGUUUGGUGAUUGUUGGAAGGCCCCAGGGCCACCGCGCCCUGAGAGACUGCAGUCAUGGUGAAACUGGCCAACCCCACAUACACCCAGUGGAUCCUAGAAGCCAUCAAGAAGGUCAAGAAACAGAAGCAGCGACCGUCUGAGGAGCGCAUUUGCAAUGCUGUCUCUAUGUCCCAUGGCCUGGACCGCAAGACUAUUCUGGAACAGUUAGAACUGAGCGUCAAAGAUGGGACCAUCCUUAAGGUUACCAACAAAGGUCUCAACUCUUACAAGGAUCCUGAGAACCCUGGACGUGUGGCUCUUCCCAAGUCCAAAGGGAGUGGCAGCUCUGGAGGCGGAGGUGGCAGCGGAGGUGGCAGCGGAGGUGGCAGCGGCGGUGGCAGCGGCGGUGGCAGCGGCGGUGGCAGCGGCGGUGGCAGCGGCGGUGGCAGCGGCGGUGGCAGCAGUGGUCCAAGCUUCCAAAGCCAUUUGGGAAAGAGACCUGGACUUGACUGGAACAAGUUGAUCAAGCGGGCACUGGAGGGCCUCCACGAACCAGGUGGCUCCUGCUUGAGAAACAUUGAGCGCUUUCUCAAGUGUCAGGCUGAUGUGGCAGCCUACCUGUCAGGCAGCGGCUCCAUGGGGCCUGGCAUCUUCCACCAGCAGCUAAGGGUGGCCCUCAAAAGGGCGGUGGCCCAUGGACGUGUGGCAAAGCAGGGUCCACUCUUUCAGUUCAUCAGCCGCAGCAGCUCCCACAAUGACGGCACUGGCAUGGUAUCCCUGGAAUCACUUCCCCCUGUCCGCCUGCUGCCUCAUGAGAAGGACAAGCUGGAGUGGGGUGAACCAGAGUUCUCGAUGUCGACGUGCAGUGUCACGCCGGUGGCAGAGCCUAUCCCCAUCUGCAGCUUCUGUUUGGGGACCAAGGAGCAGAAUCGCGAUAAGAAACCUGAGGAGCUCAUCUCCUGUGCGGACUGUGGCAAUAGUGGCCACCCGUCCUGUCUCAAGUUCUCCCCAGAGCUCACGCUGAGAGUUAAGGCACUGUGGUGGCAGUGCAUUGAAUGCAAAACCUGCAGCAGCUGUCAGGAUCAAGGAAAGAAUGCGGACAAUAUGUUAUUUUGUGAUUCAUGUGACCGGGGCUUCCACAUGGAGUGUUGUGAUCCUCCCCUCACGCGGAUGCCAAAAGACUCAGGCAUGUGGAUUUGUCAAAUCUGCCAACCGAGGAAAAAGGGAAAGAAUCUUUUACAUGAAAAGGCAGCACAAAUUAAACGGCGCUAUAAUGCACCACUUGGACGACCCAGGAACAGGCCGGGGCGGCCCUUCAAAAAACUAGGUGGUCGCGCUCGGCGGAAGCGCUCGGCCUCGGCCAAUUCCUCCUCCAGCUCGUCUUGCGAAGGUUACCCUGGUGAUGACCGAUUACUUUUCUCGAUGCGGGAUGGUGACGACCUGACACAAAGCAGCCUUCGCUUCAACAACAAGACCAAGGGAUUAAUCGAUGCGCUCACAAAAUUUUUUACACCGUCGCCUGAGGGUCGCAAGGCACGCCAGGAAGUGGUAGACUACUCGGACCAGUGUCGCAUCAGAAAGAAAGCCAAUCGCAGCAAGGGAGAUGGAGACGACAGGGCGGACAAUCAAGAAGGCAGCGACUGGCGCGAUGAAGACGACAGAUUUCCUGGCCAUGAAAAUCUAACAGAAAAAGACAUUGAGUUGUUCAGACACAUCCAGGAGCUUGCGUUACAGAAAGUUGGGGUUACAGGCCCACCAGAUCCUCAGAUGCGAUGUCCAUCAGUCAUUGAAUUUGGAAAAUUUGACAUCCAAACAUGGUAUUCUUCUCCCUACCCGCAAGAGUACAGCAGACUACCCAAACUGUACUUGUGCGAAUUCUGCCUGCGCUACAUGAAGAGCCGUAGCAUCCUCUACCAGCACAUGAAGAAAUGCAACUGGUUCCAUCCUCCAGCUAAUGAGAUUUACAGGAAAGACGACGUUUCUGUGUUUGAGGUCGAUGGGAAUGUGAGCACAAUCUACUGCCAGAACCUGUGCCUGCUGGCCAAGCUUUUCCUCGACCAUAAGACCCUCUAUUACGAUGUGGAGCCCUUUCUUUUCUAUGUCCUCACGCAGAAUGACAACAAAGGUUGCCACCUUGUUGGCUACUUUUCUAAGGAGAAACACUGCCAACAGAAAUACAACGUAUCAUGCAUCAUGAUUCUUCCACAGUACCAGCGAAAGGGCUAUGGGCGCUUUCUCAUUGAUUUCAGCUACUUGCUGUCUAAACGCGAGGGCCAGCCUGGAUCACCAGAGAAGCCUCUUUCAGACCUCGGUCGGCUAUCCUACAUGGCCUAUUGGCGCAGCGAGGUCCUUGAGUGCCUCCAUAGAGUCCGUGACCGGCAGAUCACAAUAAGACAGCUCAGCAAACUGACUGGGAUUUGCCCGCAGGAUAUCACAACAACCCUGCAUAGCCUCAAUAUGCUUGAGCAACGAGGAGACAGGACUGUCCUGGUGCGACGAGAGAAGCUCAUAAAUAACCACAUAGCUCGUCUCAAGACCCGACCACGGCAGCUGGAGGUUGACCCAGAGUGUCUCCGCUGGACACCUGUCAUUGUAACCAAUACCGUGGUUUCUGAUGCGGAUGAGGAUGAAGAUGAAGAGGACGAUCAAGAACCAACAGUGGAUCACCGUAAGGAGAUCAAAUCAAGUCACAAGCUACCGUCAAUGUCUUGGCACAUGCGUCAAGCAAAGAAGAGGGAAGAUGAAGAAGAGGAAGAAGAGAGAAAGGGCUUCCUCGGGUUUCCUGUCAGCCAAAGUUCUCCAACAUCACCUCCAAUUCGUUGUCCACCUGCCCCACUGCCAGCACGUCCACCACUGCCAGCAAACGGCGAACGUAGACCCCGUGGUCGCCCACCCAAAAACUGGCCUUGGGGGAAAGCAGUUAAGGAUCGGCAGCGAGUUGGCCGGCCACCUAAAGUCCACGCAAUGGAGGAAGAGGGCGAGGAGGAUGAAAGGACAGAUGAAGGAACAAUUGGCUCGACAGCCAUCCCUGUCUCCCUAUUCUCACUUGAGAGAAAAAUUGAGUCAGCAAGCUUUCGCACAAUAGACAUGGCCCGGCACCCCACCAUAACGCCGAUCCAAAGAGGACGCCCUCCGAGGAAAAAGAGAGGCCCCAAACCGAGGCAGAUGGAGGAGCCGAGUGAGGGGCUGGCACAGUUUCCUGGUGUUUCCAGGCCGUGUGAGUCUCCUCCCAUCAGGAAGAGUGGCUUCAGUGAUAGUAGCGAAGAAGAAGAGGAUGACGACGAUGAGGAAAGCAGGACAUGCUCUCCUCCCAUACUCACAAAGCCAGCUAUGGGGCUCAAAUGCAAGAAGCCAUUGAGAAAGCGACGUUUUCGCCAGCGCAGCCACCCACACAGCAGCGUGGUGACAGAGACCAUUUCUGAAACCACAGAGGUUUUGGACGAACCCUUUGUCGACUCUGACUCCGAGAGGCCCAUGCCUAGGCUGGAGGAGGAGACAAUCUUGGGCCACCCCUUGCGCCGCUACCCUCCCGCUCGCUCUGCACUUAGGUUGUCAGACCCUGCUCCCAAAAGGGGUCGACAUUGCAACCUCUCUGAUUCAGAGGAAGAUGACCUAACUGGUAUGCUGAAUCCUAUGGCUGCAUUGCCAUCACGUCCUUUGGCAAAUCAAGCUGCCAAUCCUGAGGUGCCGGUCAAGAAGAAGAAAGGCUGGCCGAAGGGAAAGAGCCGUAAACCACUGCACUGGAAGAAACGAGGACCUGGAAGACCACCUGGAAGUGGAGCCAACCAGCGAGCUGCUGCAGAAAGCCAAGCAAGUGGCGCUCCCGCACCUCCCAAAAUCAAGAUGAAACCUGGACGGAAGCCUCGGAGCUGGUAUCUUCAGCGUGCCCAAGAGGAAGCAGAGAGGCAAGAGCAGGAGAGGCAAAGACUGCUGGAGCAACACUUGGACAAAGAUUCUCAUCCACUGUCAACGGAUCGAACCAGCAAGCGUGUUUCAAGAGCCAUCUUGAAUAAAGAAAAAUACUCAGAUGAAGAUGAAUAUCUCCCUAUUCCUGUGGAACAGAAGGUACCAAAAAGGAGAGGAAGACCACCCAGGAACCCUGCCCUCCGUCAACCGCCCCCACCUGCCCCAAGGCCAUCUCUCAACUCUGAACCAGAGGAUGCAGAAGAGGAAGAUGACGAAGAGGAGGAGGAGGAGGAAGAGGAGGAUGCAGAUAGAACUUGGGAGGAAAACAAAUCUAGCCGCCCACGGCCCCGCCCCAUUUUGUCUGCUUCCUCUGCCUCAUCCAACUUAGGGCAUAGGGCCUCACAUUUCUGUCCUCAGGAUGUUGAUCUUGGCGAAAGAGGAGAAAAUGAUGAGGAAGAUGAAAGGGAAGAAGAGGAAUUUGAGAGCCAGGGCCAUGGUAAUCUUAAUUUGUCAAGGCGAGCAGCAGCCACACCAGGUUUAGGAAGCCGGCGUAGCGAGGAGCACGAUGCGGAUGAUGAAGGUGAUGGACACUUGGAGGACAAAAGCAACAGUAGCAGCAACAUUAGUAAGAAACGAAAAAGUCAGGAGUCUGACGACGAGGACGACGAAGAUGAGGAGGAAGAGCCUGCUUCCCAUGCGAGCUCCCCUCCAGUCAAAGAAGAACCACAAGGCGGAGAGGCUUUUUUAGACAUGGAGAACAGCAUGGCCCGGGAUUAUGUCAGCAAGCAGGAGGAUGAAGAGGAGGAGGAGGAGGAGGUGCCUGAAGAGCAGGUGCAGGAGUCCAAGUGUCAACCCUCCUCCGCUGAUCCACAGCAAGAGGACAGGCGACGUAGAGAGCAGGAGGAAUCUGCUGCAGCCGCCGCAGCUGUGGAAACUGUUACGGCCAUGUCUGUUCCUUCUGAGCCCAUAGAGCUGCAGCCUUUGCAGACAGAGGACAAAGAUGUAGCACUGUUGAUAGAACCCCAACACAGCCACUCCCAUCCUCAUCAGCACUCUGACUUCAAAGAGGAGCUGGGUCACCAUCACUCACAUCAUCCACAUCACCACUCCAAUGAACUCGACUUGGAGACGGUCCAGGCAGUGCAGUCUCUGACACAAGGGGAAGCCCAGGAUGAAGAGACUGAGCCUCACCACGGGGCUUACCAGGACUGUGAAGAGACACUCGCUGCCUGUCGGACACUACAGAGUUACAGCAACACGGGGGAUACUGAGGAGGAGGCCCUGGCAUUAGUAGAGGACUGUGGGGCCUCCCAACAUAGCAGCCCCUUGCAUAAUCCACCAAUGCCGCCAUUGCCUGGUCAAUCUGUGCGUUCAGUGAACAGUCCGGGCUUGUCCUCGACUAUCAUGGACACAGCAGCGGGAGGGCAAAGGGGUGGGACUCCUGGCCCCACUGGAGCGGGAGGUGGAACUGGUGGUGGGUACACACAAAUCACCCCAGAACAUCCCAGCUCUCUGUCUGCACCAUCCCAGCAGAACAUUGAGACGUCUCCUAUGAUGGAUGUCCCAUCUGUGUCGGACCACUCGCAGCAGGUGGUCGACAGUGGCUUCAGUGACCUAGGUAGUAUCGAAAGCACUACAGAGAAUUAUGACAACCCCAGCAGCUAUGACUCCACUAUGGGUGGAGGAAGCACCGCAACGGGAAAUGGGGGUAAUGGCGGUGGAAUGUCUGUGGCAGGUGCUUCUUCGGCCUCGUCUGCCGCCUCUUCUUCCAGCUCGGCCACGCCGUCCUCCUCACAGUCCAACAGCUGCUCAUUCGGGCCAACGCCCACUCUAACAUCUUCCACGGGGAAUGGAGGAGCUCAGCACGGAUUAGGAAGCUGUAGCCUCAUCCAGCAAACUGGACCCGGUCCCAACGGUGGUUCCGGAGCCAGUAAUGUUGGCAAUUCUGUCCCCCAACCCCCACCUCCUCCUCAUCCAUCUAACACCCCUGUCUGUGGCAUCAAGUCUCCCCAGAGCUGCGGUGUGAUUGAGAGGCCUCCCAGCACCAAUCAGCAACAGCCGCAGUCAUCCCAAAAGAAGGUUCCGCAGCAGCCUCCUCCUCAGCAGCAGCAGCAAGCGCCCAACUCUCAGCCUCCACCCUCAGCCCCCACUCCUCAACAGCAGCAGCCCCUGUCCCAAUGUAGCAUGGGAAAUGGCUUUGGCUCCACUCCCAUGAUUAUGGAGAUUCCUGAGAGCGGGGGCGGUGGAGGUGGUCGUACCCUGUAUGAGCGUAUGGGUCAGGACUUUGGCACAGGGGGGUACCCGCAACCCUCUGCAACUUUCAGCCUGGCCAAACUUCAGCAGCUUACAAACACCAUUAUGGACCCACACGGCAUGCCCUACUCUCACUCACCUUCCGUCACCUCUUAUGCCACCAGUGUGUCACUCUCUAACCCAGGGCUGGCACCCUCUGCCCACGCGCCCCUCUCCCAGGGCCAGCCCACAAUGACUCCACCACCUAACCUCAGCUCCGGCUCCAUGAACUUGGGCUCCCUGCAGCUGCAAUGCAACAUGCCCACCACCAACAUCAGUCUGGGUCCCCCGCCCCACACACAGCGACUGCAGGGCCAAAUGCCCACUGUCAAAGGCCAUAUUUCCAUUCGGUCCAAAGCCACUCAGCAACUAGCCCCGGCCCCGCACCAGCAGCAGCUCUAUGGACGCAGCUCUGGGGCCGUGGCCAUGCAAGGCACACCUCGCACCUUGGCUGUUCAACGCGGCAUGAUGCCAAACCUCAUGCCAACGCCGGCCCCGUACAAUUCCAUGAACAUGACGCCGCUCAAUCCCAUGUCGGCCGGCUACCGAAUGGCCCAACCAAUGAUGAACAGUGGUUACCAUGGUAAUCCUCCUUACAUGAAUCAGCCAGCUCAGUAUCCCAUGCAAAUGCAGAUGGGAAUGAUGGGAGGGCAGGGUUACCCCCAGCAGCCUAUGCAGCCAAAUCACCAUGGCAACAUGAUGUACACAGGCCCCUCCCAUCAUAGCUAUGCUGGUGUCCCAAAACAGUCGCCCUACAUGAGCAGAUGAAGACAUGGGUCCACGGCUGAUUCUUGCUGUACUUUAAAUGUGCAUCAUGUUCACACUCUACAGUGCCGCGGAAGGCACCAAGAGUGCUGGUGAAUGGAAACCGGGGGUCUCCUGCUUUUCUGUGUAAUCAUUUUGUCCAUUUCUCAUAAGAUAGACAGGGUGUGUACGUGGACCAGGCCAGCCCUAUGCAGACCCUGCAAACUGGCCCAAAUGUCUACUCUCCCUCUUGAUGAGCAAGAGGGGGCAAAAAGAGGAUGGCGAGGAAGAUACACAGCAAAGGACAUGACAGGAUUCAUCCUGAUCUUACUUUGUUGGAUUGCAAAUGCAAAAGACAGUUAUCUGAUUAUAUUCAACCAUGCACACAAUCUUUUGACAUAGGAAGCCUUACCUUAAAAAAGAGACAUAGUUGGUGGAUUCUUGUUUUUUUAAACAUAAUGUUGAACUUUAUUUUUGUUGUUUUGUUUUGGAGUGUCUGUGUUCAGUCUGGCCUCUUAAUAUGCUUCAGUCUUUAUAUUUGUGGCAUUCUGAAUCGGUGGCACACCCUCUUGGGUCCUUAGAAAGACCCCAACAUCUCCCUGGUCAGCGGGGGCCUCCAGUGUUCAAGGUGUUUAUUCAUUUUUCUGUCUUCCUGGAUGGACGACAUCAUACCAAAAACACUGCAGACACAGAGGAGACAACAUUGUUUUCCCCCAUCAAUAGUAGCAUUAUGUUCCAGUUUCAACCACUUUGACAAGUUAAGAUGUAAAUAUUGUGGUACCUCCCAUUUUCAAGCAACACGUGCAUAGACGCAUACUGGCUAGCUCUCGCUUAAGAUGGCUAGCACAGGAAUGUACCACCUUCAGCUAUUCUUGUCCACACUCCACUGACAGUCUGUGUGCAAUGUCAACUUUUUAUUUUAGCAUUUAAAGAAUUCAGAACUUACAGCAAAACUUCCAUUGAGCUGCUUUAAGGAAAUUUGGUUAACAAUUUGCUGACUUCCCCUCAAGUGUUAAAGACCCAAGGAGGUCGAGGUGUCUGCUUAAGAACUGCGUAUUCAGUUAAACUUGUAAUUUUUUUAUAUAUAUAUAUAUAUAUAUAUAUAUAUAUAUAUAUAUAUAUAUAUAUAUAUAUAUAUAUAUAUAUAUAUAUAUAUAUAUAUAUAUAUAUAUAUAUAUAUAUAUAUAUAAUUUUUUAUUUUCUCUCUCCACUUCUGUUUUCUAGAGAUACUGCGCUAGACAGUUAGCCCUUAUAAAGGGUGUACCUAAAGGCCUGGUGUAGUGCAUGGCUUGGCCCACGCAUAGAGGCACACUCGUAUGAAAGCAGGGUCAGAGCUUUGUUGGUUAUGGCGUUUAAAUGGCGCGGGUGAGACGUACGGUUCACCUUGUUGCUCCAUGUACCAGUAUUCAAAGUCAAAAGAGGCGUUUUCGUUUUCUACAGACCUGACAUUGCAUACUUUUUGUGUCUAUUGUUCUGUUCUGAACUUUGUUUUCUUUCUGAAUUUUAUCAGACUGGGCAGCUUUCUAUUAUGACCUAAGCUGACUCUUUUUGACUAAAAAGAAACUGUGUAGAGAACACAUUUUUUUCUAUAAUAUAAAAAGAAAUUCUGACAUUAAUAUUGGUACUGUCAUUUUUUUCCUCACUUCUGUUUCAGGACAAAAACACAACAUAUUUUUAGCUCACCUCUUGGGUAAUAAUUACUAAGAAAUUCAAAAUAAUAAAAAAAAAAGUUCUCACUUUUAGUGACUAAGAUGCCUUUAACCUUUCCAUUCCAUCUCAUCUCUAGAGUUUUUCUAUCUUUGUGUAGUAUAUUAAUGCUAUUUUAAACAAAAGGACUACAAAUAUCUAAAGGUCACUUGGCAUUUUUUUUUUACUUUGUGUGUAUAGGAUGACUUCCUUACAUUAAAGAGGCAUGUAAAAAUAAGCUCCGUAUAUUUCUGUCUGUUUAUAUCGCUUCCCUUUUUGUAGCCUUUGGAAUUGUACAUGUUUCGUUGUAUGCUAAGAGAGUGCAAAAUAAAUAGAGGAGAUUUUGGCUGAGUGCAGAGUGCUGUGCUGUGCUCAGCGGCCUCAACUCUCUUCUCUGUCCCUGUAUGUAUUUCCAUUUAUCCGGUCCCACCCCUUUCUUAGCAAGUACUUUCAAAGAACUCUGUACAUUUUAACAUAAAAUGAAAAUAAAUUAUGUUGAGCCAUU